Solenopsis invicta (red fire ant) is the source of this 2995-nucleotide messenger RNA. RefSeq names its product ATP-dependent RNA helicase vasa. Gene Ontology annotation, biological process: gamete generation; cell differentiation. The record is from RefSeq and is a predicted model, not a curated record. The transcript has 4 exons. Gene Ontology annotation, molecular function: RNA helicase activity; RNA binding; ATP binding. Bases 207 to 2339 code for a protein of 710 amino acids. Gene Ontology annotation, cellular component: P granule; nucleus. Lineage: Eukaryota; Metazoa; Arthropoda; Insecta; Hymenoptera; Formicidae.
UCGAAUAGCAGCGCGCUGCGACGGCACAGAGCUGAACAGAGCGAGUGACGCAGUUCACUACAACGUAACGGACCGGACCGUUCGAUCAGGUUCUUCGUUCGCAUAGAGACACGAGUAAUUCGACGCCUAACUUGUAAUCCGGGAGACAGAGGAAGGACGCGAGGCAAUAUUCCGAUCAAGUGUUUUAGGAGACACACGAGGUAAAAAUGACUGAAGAACAGUGGGGAGUUGAUGACAUAUCGGACUUUCCUCAGGCUCCAGUAAAUAUGACCUUUGAAGGACGCGCACCUUGCUAUGGUAAAGGACGUGGGGCACUCUUAUUCAACAACAACGACACAGAUUGUAGUGUAGGAGGCUACAAUAAUAGCAAACAAUCAAACUAUAAGGAAAAUAAUGACAAUACUCACGAAGAUUAUGAAAAUAAAUAUAGUAAUAAAUUUGGAGGACGCAACAGACAACAGGAUAGUGAUGGACCGCGCUAUGGAAACAAUAGAGGAGGUGACAAUGAUCGUAAAUGGCAAGGUAAUCGGCGAAACCAGGAUGAUGACAAUGAAACUGAAGAUAACGGCUUUAAUGGAAACGAUAGAAGCGACAGACCUAGAAGAGAUAGAGAUGAUAGAGGUGGAAGAGGUGGAAGAGGCGGAAGAGGAGGUGGAAGAGAUGGUGGUUAUGGCAGAAAUAGGGAUAACGAUGAUAAUGAUUUUGAAGAUAGGAAACCUAGGAGAGAUAGAGAUGAUAGAGGUGGAAGAGGUGGCAGAGGAGGUCGAAGAGAUGGUGGUUAUGGCAGAAAUAGGGAUAACGAUGAUGAUAAUAACGAUUUUGAAGAUAGGAAACAUAGAGGAAACGAUGAUGAAUCGAAAGAAGAACCAAAGAAGAAAGAGAUUUAUAUUCCACCAGAACAACCAAAUGAUGAAAGUUCCUUAUUUGGGAAUGAAGUAACAAUGGGAAUAAACUUCGAUAAAUAUGACGAUAUCGAAGUAAAAGUGACUGGUGAAGGUGCACCUCGUCAAAUACAAUCUUUUGACCAAUCCGGCCUCAGAAGUAUUUUGUUGGAGAAUAUUAAAAAAUCAGGUUAUACAAAGCCUACUCCAGUUCAAAAGUACGCCAUUCCGAUUAUAAUGAGCGGCCGCGACGUAAUGGCUUGUGCGCAAACAGGCUCGGGCAAAACUGCGGCAUUCGUACUUCCAAUUCUACACUCGCUGUUGGAGAAUCAAAGAGAUUUAGUUAAAACGGGUUCUUCCUGCGAACCACACGCGAUUAUUAUAUCGCCUACACGCGAACUUACUUCACAAAUUUAUACACAAUUCAAGAAAUUUUCUUUGAACUCUAUCAUACGUGUCGAGGUGAUUUAUGGAGGAACAUCAAUUUCGCAUCAAACAAAUAAAGUAUUCAACGGUUGCCACGUUCUAGUCGCAACUCCAGGCAGACUAUUGGAUUUUAUUGGACGAGGCAAGGUUGUGCUUUCUUCCUUGCGCUUUUUUGUACUAGAUGAGGCUGACAGAAUGCUUGAUAUGGGUUUUCUGCCUGAUAUUGAAAAGAUACUAGAUCAUGAAACAAUGGUAGCUGCAGAAGAAAGGCAGAUGCUUAUGUUUUCCGCUACUUUCCCGAACGACAUACAAGAACUCGCUGGUAGAUUUUUACGAAAUUAUUUAUUCCUCGCAGUUGGGAUUGUCGGAGGUGCUUGCGCUGAUGUAGAACAGAUCUUUUACCAAGCAUCUGGUCAGCCUGAUAAGCGAAAAUUGCUCAAAGAACUGAUAGAAAAGCAAAACCAACUUGGUAGUAUAGAAGGUACUUUAGUAUUCGUUGCACAGAAAAGACAUACGGACUUCAUUGCCGCUUUCUUAUCGGAGAACAAUUAUCCCACUACAAGUAUCCAUGGAGAUAGAUUGCAAAGAGAACGAGAAGAGGCUCUAUCUGAUUUUAAGAAAGGAAAAAUGUCGAUUUUGGUAGCAACGGCGGUUGCCGCGCGAGGCUUGGAUAUUAAAAAUGUUUCGCACGUAAUCAACUUUGAUUUGCCACAAACGAUAGACGAAUAUGUUCAUAGAAUUGGACGAACUGGUAGAGUUGGAAAUCGAGGAAAAGCAACUUCAUUUUUUGAUCCAAAUUCUGACACGGCUCUCACUGGAGAUUUAAUUAAAAUUUUAAAACAAGCUGGUCAACCGAUACCUGAUUGGUUAGAAUCUGGCGGCGGUGGAGGAAGCGGAAACUACUUUAUGCCAGGAAAGGGCAGAAGAUUUGGCGGAGAAGAUAUCAGAGGCAACAAGAAUGCAUACGGAGGUGAAUGCGAUGAUGUUGGUUAUGCACCUCCUACACCAGCAGAACCGGAAGAACAAUGGUAGAUUAAAUGCUUUAUUUUUUUUUUUUUUUUUUAUUUAAAAAGUAUGACAGAUUCUAUCGGGAUUAGUGAUGGUACAAAUCAAGGUUUUUUUGAUGCCGAAUUGAAUCGAAUGUUUCAUUGAAAUUUUUAAUAACAAUUAUUGUUAGGUUAAAUUUUAAUGAUUCAAUUCAUACUCAAAUAGUUAACGACGUUUCUCUAGGAUUAUAUGCAAAAGUAUAUGAGCAAUGAUGACUAUUUGUUUUCGUUUUCUUUUUCUUUAGUUGUCUAUAUAUCGUUCUUUUAUCAAAGUUUUCAUUUCUUACAAUAUGAUAGAAGGGAUGUAUGAUGCAUUUGAACUUAUAUUCUACCUCAUAGAUAAAGACUCGAUAGGUUGAAGUAAUUAAGUUUUAAAGUGUAUGGAGCAUUUUUAAUUACUUUGUAUAAAACUAAAAGUUAUGUAGUUAUUAAAAAAAAAAAUAAUAAUUUGCCCAGUGACAAUAAUUACGAUUUAAUAAUUUUUUCCUCUUAAUUCAAAUAUAUCAGUCUUCAUAUAAGUAUAUUACUGACAAAUAUAUCGAUCUUAAUGUAAGUAUAAAUAACUCUUUGAUAACGGUAUUAAGUUUCAAAAUACAGAUAAUCUCGUGGGAUAUAAUUUCAUAAAAUAAAAUGUAUAAUUAA